AUGGCUGAGAAAGUGACGAAGACGAAGGGCAGUAGCAAAGUGGAGAAGAGGAGCAAGAAGGAGAAGAGCAGCAAGAAGGACAAGAAGGUCCACGAGAAGGCUGCUACACAAGCAUUCUCUUUACUCGCCCAAGACAAUGCCAUCGAUGCAAAAUUGUCAAGUCUAUUCGCAGUCACAACACCAAUCGCUCCGCCAAGAACCAUCCCAAGUCCAAAAGCAGUUGCGACAGCAGAGGUUGAAGAGGACGAUGACCCGGAUGUCGAAUUCGACGAGCAGGAAGCUAUCGAUGUAGACGACGAUGAUGUAUUACCUACGGUAAUAUCUGAUGAGCAGUCAGACCGCAAGCGGAAACGCAAGCGCAAGGAUGCCGAUGAAGACAUGGAAGCAGCAUAUAUGACCAAAUUGGCUCGUGAAGAGGAACGGGAGGCUGCGAAGCGACGGAAGCAGGAUGGUCUAGACGUUACAGCAGACGAACCUUCUGAAGGAAGUGCCGAAGCAGAAGAUCUCGACAAUGGUCCUGAACUUGGCGCUGAGCUAGUGCACAAGGACGAAGCAAGCGAUAACGACGAUGUCAUGGCGUCGCCACCGCCGAAGCACGAGACUUUACAAGCAGCCGACGACGAACUUUCGAAAGCCAAUCGUACAGUCUUCCUAGGCAACGUCUCGACUUCAGCAAUCUCAUCCAAGUCGGCGCGGAGAACACUAAUCAAACAUCUAGAGUCCUUUUUCAACGAUCUCAAGCAAGAACCAGGAGUCAAGCCGAAACUCGAGUCCCUGCGUUUCAGGUCAACGCCUUACGCCCCUUCCAUUCCAAAGAAGGCAGCCUACGCCCGCAAAGAAGUGAUGGACACAACAACAAAGUCCAGCAAUGCAUACGCAGUAUACUCUACCAAUCAGCUCGCUCGUGAAGCUGCGAAGCGACUCAAUGGGACAGUCGUACUUGAUCGCCAUCUGAGGGUAGAUGAGAUUGCUCAUCCAGCCAAAGUGGACAAUCGCCGCUGCGUCUUUGUAGGUAAUCUUGGCUUCGUGGACGAUGAGUCAAACAUUCAGCAAGCGAACGAGGAUGAAGGACGUGAAGUCCGCAAACGUGGCAAGGAGCCUGCCGAUGUGGAGGAAGGACUGUGGCGCACUUUCUCAAAAUGUGGGACAGUGGAAAGCGUCCGUGUGAUCAGAGACAGCACUACGCGUGUGGGGAAGGGUAUUGCGUACGUGCAAUUCGAGGACGAGAAUGCUGUCGAAGCAGCGCUGCUGUAUAAUGAGAAGAAGUUUCCGCCUAUGUUGCCUCGAAAGCUCAGAGUGAGUCGAGCCAAGGCUGUAAAGAGGAACGUCAAGCCCAAUUCCGGACGACCUACUACGCGAGAGCAGAAGUCUACGGGCUACCGGCGGAAAGUCUCCGGAGCAGAAUCUUCGCAAGCCGGACGUGUAGGCAAACUCUACGGUAAAGCUGCUGCGGCCACAGCAGCGAAUACCACCACAGUCGGUGUCAGGACACCUCGAUCGGAGCGGCCUGAGGGUGCAGUAGUGGUGAGUGGAGACAUCAGGCGGCCGGAGGAUUUCGUUUUCGAGGGCCAUCGGGCUUCGAGCAAGAGUGGGAAGUCGGGGUUGAAGCUUGGUGGGAAGAAAGGUGGUGGGGCCGCGAAGGGUAAGGGGAAGGCUGGGAAGCCGACGAAUAGAAGCGCGAAGAGAGGGGCUGCUUUCAAGGCUGGGGGGAAGAAGAAGGCGAGGACGUAG
Messenger RNA from Recurvomyces mirabilis, 1731 nucleotides. It is a transcript of the gene NOP12, whose product is annotated as Nucleolar protein 12. Gene Ontology annotation, molecular function: rRNA binding. Gene Ontology annotation, cellular component: nucleolus. NCBI's taxonomy places the organism in Eukaryota, Fungi, Ascomycota, Dothideomycetes, Mycosphaerellales, Teratosphaeriaceae. The coding region runs from base 1 to 1731 and encodes 576 amino acids. The record is from RefSeq and is a predicted model, not a curated record. The transcript has 2 exons. Gene Ontology annotation, biological process: maturation of LSU-rRNA from tricistronic rRNA transcript (SSU-rRNA, 5.8S rRNA, LSU-rRNA).